UGAGCACACGUCAUUCACCCCUUACCAAAAAUUAACAUAGACCGUCCAAAACAAUUUGGCCGACAAAAAUGCAACAAUUCAUCGGUCGAAAUGGAAACCGUUAGCUACGUCAAAAUAGCCUAGCAAAUCUGUGUAUCGUGAGGUCUUGGUGAAGAUUAACGACAGACUGCCUCUUUUCAGUGCAGCGCAACAUCAUUGAAAAUGGUCUCUUGCUAAGCAGCUAACUGGCUAGCUGGCUAGUUGGCUGAGACGAAAACAGCACGCAGAGAAUGGCAGAUGAGCGAGUGGGUGAGGGGGGAGCACAACAGGCCUCGUUCAUCUCGCCCUGGCUCAAAAUUGGACACAUAGAAUUUGCCAACUGCAUGAUUGAACGAGGCAUUCAGAAGAUGUAAUAAUUAUUCGAAAUCCCUCUCUCCCCCUCUUGGUUGACUGUCUCACGUUCCAAGCUGCGAAUCGACUUCCUUUUUGCUAUCGAAGAUUCUUCGUUUCAUGAAGUGAGGGACAACGUGAGGGGGAAAGUGUGGAAAUCCACAGUCUUUUGGGAAUUGGGGAACAUGCAAUAGAAGUGAAAACAUUUUUAAACUGACAUAAUAUCCUGGCAGAUCCUAAUCUACUCCUGUCAACACCACACUACUUUAAAGCAAACAGUGCUGAAUUCUAUAUUAUGUGAUUUUAAAUGUGCUGCAGAAUUGAAGAUUUACCUGAGAAGGUGGUCCACAUAAAAUUAUUAUAAAUUGUCCUGCUCAACAUCUAAAAAAGGACCUCGGCACAUUAAAGCAUGAGAUGCUAAGUGUCAUGCAAAAGACUUUCUUAAGAAGAAAUAGUCAACGUGCAAUUUCCAUGCAUGGACAAAUCAGAGAUGCACAGCAAAGCUGUGAUACCUUGUCAGGCAAACACUUUGAUUACACAUUGCCAACAUAUAUUGUGAUGUGAUUCUUCUGAAGCACUUAGAAAAGACUGUUAUAUAUGUCCAACAAAAUAAUGGUAUUUAAUUGAAAAAAAAACCAACAACAACUGAUUAAUUCAAGAAACAAAUUGAGUAUCACUUCCUCACUUAAACCAUCUUUCCCCACCUCUCUUGAAAAGAGAGUAGGUGAAAAGUGAAGAGUUGUCAUUUGUUCUGAAGAUUUUGUUGAAACGUUCAAAUCAGAAGCUAUUGGCAGCAGUUAAUGCAGCAUUUUCUUGAAGUGAGAUCACUCCAGCUGUAAAUCUUUUUGUGGGUGGAGCCAUUGUCGCCGCUCCUGGAGCUGGUGGUGUGCCUUUUGCACCUCCAUGUCCCAGUGAGUGGGAGAUGUUCCAGUUUGGAAAAUACAACUUGGACAUCAUAGAGAUGCUGAGUGGACACCAGGCUCAUCAGUUCAAAGGCCUUGGAUUAGAGCGACAGCUACAGCAUCAACAACAAGUACAACUUCAUCAGCACCAGCUACAGCAACAGCAACAGCAGCAGGCAGAAUCAUCCGGAGCACUUCUGUCAGGACUGGGCCUGGGACCUCUUCAGGGGUCCCGGAGCAACGCCUUCACUGAUUCCACGUCAAUUUUUGCCAAAAUGAGUGCCCCUCCCCCGCCUUUGCAACAACAGUCUCUGUCUUCAUCCUCGCAAAGUUCUCGAAAAUCUAGCAAAAUGUCUGGUAGUAGCAGCAGUGGAUACCCUCAGUUUUUACGUUCAUUUCACACAUCUGAUGCAGCUCUUGCCCAGGAGCAACUGCAUCCUGGAGUGGGUCGCUUUGAACACUUUGGAGGCAGUGGCAGCAGUGGAAGUGUUGGAGGACUCGGAGGAUUGGUGUCUUCCGGACCCCCACCCCCUCCCCCAUUGCAUCCUGGACUCUCUGUUCCCCAAGCGUCACCAGGGCCAUCUUCUUCUUCUCCAUCUCCGUCAAGCUCAGUAGCAACCUCCAACAACCCCCCCAGCAGCAGCGCAGUCACAUCGUUAGGGCACCAGUUGGUCGGAGCCCAGUCUGACGCCCGCAGCCUUCAUCAGCAGUUCAGCUGUAUGUUAGCCGCCAAUCAAUACUUUCUCUCUGGUGUUCCAGCAAAUGCCAGCUUGGAGCAGUUCUUGGUCCAACAAGGCAGCCAUAACCACCUUGGUCUUGCUGGUGAUUCAGGCUCUGGCCUCGCACCUCCUCCUGCUCUUCAUUCCUCCCAUUCUCACGCCGCCCCUCCACAGCAGCAGCAGCCACCCCAACAGCAGCAGUUGCCCCCUCAUACUCUGUCACACCCUCACCCUCACUCCCACCCCCAUCACCCUCUUCAUUCAACCUCCCAGCCUUCAUCACUAGGUAGUUUUGACUUUCAAGGUAUCCCAGUCCUGUCCUCAAACCAGCUAGCUUCUCUCAUGCAGCAAGAAGCAGGUCUUCCUCUCCCAUUGCCUCUUCAUCUCUCUCUUUCCAAGGACGAUGGAAAAGGCGACAGUGGGGGAGGGAGUGGACAUAGUGGUGGAGGUAGGAGAAAGAAAGCUAUGGCAGGAUACAUGCCACAAAGAAAAUCUGAAAGCAACAACAAUAAUAGCAGCAGUAAUAGCCACGGUGCUUCAAAUCCUAAUUCAAGUAGUACUGGUUCCAGCGGACUCAGUCAUAGCUCGUCUUCAGGCCAUGUGGGUGGAGGUGGAGGAAUUGGAAUGUCAGGUCAUGGACAGCCCCCCUCCCUCCUCUCUUCUUCGUCAUCGUCUGUGGUGUCAUCGUCUUCCUCUUCAGCACCCUCAUCAACUUCAGCAUCUGUGUUGGUGACGAAUGGCUCACACCUCUCCAAGCCUAACAGUCUCGGAAGCAUGGGGCCGCCUCCUCAGCCUGAACCCGAGCCGAUCUACCAUUGUGGUGAAUGUGGCAAAACUUUUACACAUCUUUCAAGUCUGCGAAGACAUCUGCGCUGUCAUGAAUUGACCACUGCAGGUACCGCUGGCACCAGAAGUAAUAAUCCAAACCCUGUACAGCACCCUGCCGAACGGAGUGUUCCUCACUCAACUCAGCCGUCAAGUUCAGCUGCUGCGGCUGCUGCUGCUGCUGCUGCUGCUGCUGCUGCCGCCGCGGCCGCCGCCGCUGCCUCAUCCUCCUGCCCAAGUCCUGACAAGACUUUCCACUGCUCUGAGUGUGGGAAAGGAUUCAAGAAAAAGGGGCAUCUCAUUCAGCAUGGCGUAAUUCAUUCAGGAGCAAAGCCGUUCGCCUGCUCAACAUGUACUCGCGCUUUCAACCGCCGAGAGUCUCUGACACGCCAUGAGAAGAUCCAUGAAGAGAAACCGUUUCGCUGCCCCGCAUGCGGACGCUGUUUCCGAGAGAGCACCUCUCUGUUGAACCACGCAGCCUCUGGCACGUGUGGAAAACCAGGAAGGCCUGCCCGACCACGGAGCCCUGGAAUCGGCGGUGCCAUGGGUGGUAAAAGCAGUAAGAGUGGCACAGCCAUUGACGGAGGGAUGGGUAUCAGUGGUGUAGGUAAAUGCUGGGGUGGGGGAGAGGUGUGAAGCCUUGGAAAAUUGGCAAGUAAAAGACAAAAUAUAGUCUUGAAAUUUUAUUGGUCUGGCUUGUCUUUUUUUUUCUUGUGUUAAAAACAUCCAUAGAUGAUAAGAUGUUUCUUCAAAAUGUGUCAUUUUUUUGCAGGUUCUUACAGGAGUGAUGGUUACAGUGAUGACUACAAAGAUCAGCGUUCACAAAGCCACCCAUAUUCUGGGCCUUCCACCUGUGGUAGUGGAAUGAGUGGACCUGCACUGAGGAAGGCACCUCUAGCACCUACUCUCCAUCCACAUCCUCAGAGCCAAAACCAACAGCAACAUCAUCACCAACAGCCACACCUCCCCCUCUCCUCCCUUCUGGAUGACUCUGAAGAUGAUGUUACAAGUUCAGUAAAUAAUGCUAUAUCUGCGAUUACUGCUGCUGCUGCCAACUGCAUGAGCAACGAUAUGAAUAGUGGUGGGAAUCGAGGAGAUGACCGUAGAGACAUAAUUGGAGGGUUGCUGGGUGGCCUUGGUUUGGGACCCCUCGGGGUCUCACCAGGUGGUCCAUCAUCCACCUCAGGCAUAGAUAAGUCGUAUAGGGGAGGCGGUAAUCCAGGAAGCAUGGGUGGUAUGGGCCCAAAUCAGCAGAAUCCAGGUGGCAAGCCCAAACGUCCACGGAAGCCCCGCAAGAAGAAAGAGCCCGGGCCAGGUGGCGAGGUCAUCAAGAGAAGGCAGCCUUCCCACAGGGGAAUCAAUGGCAAUGAGCGCCCAUAUCUGUGCAGUGUCUGUGGUCGAGGGUUUGCCAGGCGUGAGACGCUACGCAGACAUGAUCGCAUACAUACUGGUGAGAAACCUCACCACUGCACAGUCUGUGGUAAAUAUUUCAGAGAAGCCUUCCAUCUCUCCAAACACCACACAGUUCACUCUGGGGAGAAGAAUUACAAAUGCGGUCUUUGUGGUAAAGAUUUUGGCUAUGCGCAGAGCCUUAAAAGACAUGCUAAGCUGCACCAAAAAGGAGAGCUGGAAGAGGUUCCCACAACUCCAGGUGGAGAGAACCUGAACAACUACACAACAAAUUCUGGGGGCAUGAGUCAAGAUAGGGGUCAUGGGAGCUCUUCAUAUUAUUCAUAUUCACAAGAUGUUAAGCCUCAAGGUUCUAGCAGUCAGCCUCCCCCCAGAUUGUACACGUGUGCGAUAUGUUGGAAAUCUUUCCGUCAUCAUUUUCAUCUAACUGCACAUCAUCAAACAGUUCAUGAAACUGGGGGAGAAAAGCUUUUUUCCUGUGAGGUGUGUGGAAAGGCCUUUGCAUAUUCCAACAGCCUCACAAGGCACAGGCUUUCCCAGCAUGGUUUGUCACGUACAGGCCAAUCAAAUUCACAAGGUGAUACUAGUGGCCCUGGGGCCAGUAAUAGUGUAAGUGUUAAUGUAUCUGAGAGUGAGGCUGCUACAAAUGCCUUGCUGCAGCUUGCUCCCCCUGGUGGUGCUCAUGGGGAACAGCAGUCACACGGUGGCGUUCUCCAUAGUCAUCAGCCGCCGCCCCCACAACCACAAGCGGGUUAUUCCCCUUUGUUCUAUGUCCCAGAUACAAACACAUCUCACCCCUCAUCUUCCAAUGCCUCCCCGUAUUCUCACCCACUUUCCUCCAGCUCCAACAUACCGCCCCUCAGCCAUCAGCAGUCGCCAACAGGUGUGAAGGGGGAGCCUCUAUACCAGCCAGGUACGGGUCACACAAUGAACACAAAUCCUUCUGGGCAUCCCUCUUUUGGGAUGUCCCCUAAUGAACCCCAUCCUCUCCAUCACCUUCACCACCAUCAGCACCAUUCAGAUGAGCUUCAGUCUCAUCAUCAGCACCAUCAGAGCUUUCACUCGCAAGAUGACCUGAGAAAAAAAAAAAAAAAAAAAAAAAAGAAGGAUCUCCGAUCGAGAGGAGGAUACAGAUGGGACGAGAGGGUGGGAAGGGAGCAGAUGGGGAGGGAGAAAGAUCUGAGGAGGAGAAUGAAGAUAAAAAGGAGGGCUAUUCGCCGCCGGCAACGCCGCUUCAGGAAGCGCAUGGCCCUACUCUUGAGGAUUAGACGAGGAGGAGGCGGAGGAGGAGGAAGAGCCCCAGCAUGUGAACUAGCUUCUGCACGGGGGUUAAAGCUUCACAGUUUAUCAUCUUUACAAAACCCUCUCAAGCGGUUUCCCUGUCCCCUCUGCCCCCGCUCCACCUUUUCACGACGGGCAGCCCUUGCAGUCCAUCGUGCAACCAAGCACUGUCCCAGAGUCUGUUUCCCUCAUGAGCGUCUGAAAUGUAUCGUCUGCGGGAAACAGUCUCGGAAAUUUUUGUCCGCCUUCAUUCACAGGGGUUCUCACUUGUCCAAGGGAACUUUCUCUUGUAAACGCUGCGCUUCGCGUUUCUGGAACCCCAAUCUCCUCAAGCGACACAAGUCAGCCUGCCGCGGAAAGCUAGCAGGCUUGCGCCGAGGAAAAGGACUUAAUUCGAAAUUAGGAACACCGGCAGUUGACAAGGGAGGAGAUGGCCUUAGUGGCCAACCUUACAUGUGAUACAGAAACACUUAAGUGUUCUCUUGGCUUUUGAAGAAGAUACGAAAAAGAAAAAACAAAACAUGACUUUGAGGUUUGGUAUGUGCAUGCUAAUAACGAAGAUUUGAUCACAUAUGAAUGGCCCAUGUUGGAUUCUACCAUUUUGGGAGGCACCAGUACCUCAUCUAACCAGUGACUGUUUUAGACGGUGCAUUUUCCUUCUCAAUAUCAUGAACUGUGCUAAUAAUCUGAACUAACCUAAAACUUAAAGCAAGCACCCAAAAUCCCAGUUACAUGGGAUGAUUUUUUAAAAAGGGCAUCACAGUUCCUUUCCAGAUUAUCCUUAACCUUUAUGUGCAUUUACAGUACUGUGGAUCAUUAGAUGAGUUUUCUGUGACUUGCUAAUACUUACCCUUUUCCUAACAGUAAUUAUUAGCCCCCACUGUAACCCAGCAAACUCUGUAUAAGUAUUCUGUCUCUGAUGUGUAUAAUGUGUAGUGGGUGUUCACUUAGAGAUGGUGUGGACAUAUGAUCUCUUUAAUGUAAAACUGCAUUUAAUAGGAGAGGAGGGAUCUUGGGAAAGUGAAGGUAUUAGUUUGAAGAAACUGUCUUUCCUUUUGGUAGUAUUUUUGUGCAUGUUGGACAUGUUAAACAAGUAUCUUAGCUGAUAUGAUGUUUUAAAUCACUAUGUGGCCGUUACACUUUAAAUCGAAUUUCAGUAGUGCAAUUAUUAUUUGUUGCAAUUGCAAUAUUUAUCUCCAAAUCCAGGCUUAUAGGCCUCAGACUUAAUAUUUGGAACUCAAGCACCUGAUAAGAUCAGGUGACAUCAGUGUUUUAUUAAGAUGUCAUAAUUGACAUCAGGACAAAUUGACAGUGAAAAGUUGAUUUGAGAAGUGCUUUUUAGAUGAAACACAUACUUUGAAUUAAAUUGGAAAUAAGAUAAUUUCUUGCCAAAAGUAAUUUAAGAAAUAAAGCCUUUAACCAAAAGUCUGUAUUGAACGUGGUAACCUCUGGUACCAUGAGCAGCAAUGUAAGCAGAAUUGUAGUGUUUUUACACUGAGGUUGACCUAGAAAAAAAAAAAAAAAGAACGGAACAAGUGUACUGUAAUGUAAAUCGUGUUGAUAUUUUAUUACUGUUACAAUGUCUCUUUUUUUUGCAAUCAAAUGCCUAAUAUUUUGUUUCUAUCAUUGCUACUUUAUGAGUAGGUGGAACAAGAAUGUGGGAGUUAUCACUGUAGAGCAGAACAUGACUUAACAUAUUAAUGUGUUUGACACAGCCUUUCAAACCCUAAACCUUAGCUCUUACACAUGUAUCACUUUUUUCUCAAGUAGAUAUCCAUACUACUCAUAGCCCUGUUUUCUUCAAAAGAAAGAAAUGAUUCUAAGUACCUUUCUAUCACUUUAUUUACCUAUGAUACAAAUGGUUGUUGAUUCUAAGCAUUUAAUAAAAAUGUAAACUGUA
This is a messenger RNA of Sardina pilchardus (European sardine), 7406 nucleotides long. RefSeq names its product zinc finger protein 865. Lineage: Eukaryota; Metazoa; Chordata; Actinopteri; Clupeiformes; Clupeidae. The transcript is spliced from 3 exons. Gene Ontology annotation, cellular component: nucleus; nucleoplasm. Gene Ontology annotation, biological process: regulation of transcription by RNA polymerase II. Gene Ontology annotation, molecular function: DNA-binding transcription repressor activity, RNA polymerase II-specific; DNA-binding transcription activator activity, RNA polymerase II-specific; RNA polymerase II cis-regulatory region sequence-specific DNA binding. The record is from RefSeq and is a predicted model, not a curated record. Bases 3548 to 5965 code for a protein of 805 amino acids.